This is a messenger RNA of Manduca sexta (tobacco hornworm), 1926 nucleotides long. RefSeq names its product protein ALP1-like. Lineage: Eukaryota; Metazoa; Arthropoda; Insecta; Lepidoptera; Sphingidae. The record is from RefSeq and is a predicted model, not a curated record.
UCAAUUGUGAGUCGUGACAUCUGACAGAUGAGAGGGUAAAGGUAGAAUUUUGUCAUUUUGUGUUUGAAAACUGAAUAAUGUAUUUAAAGUUUUACAUGUAUCAAUGAAAUACUUGUUGUGGUGCUAGUAGAAUUUUAUUGUAAUUGUUCUGUAAAUGAAAGCUAGAAACAUUAAGUUACUAAAACAGAAAGCACAACGUAUAUACAUUGGUAUACUAUUAAGUCAACUGACUAAAUUUAUAAUGAUUAUGACGAAUAAAAAUUAUAAAAAGAUGAAAAAUGUUGAUAAAGAAUUCAUAAUGGAUUUAUUUCUAGACAGCGAAAAUGUUUGCACAGUGAACAGGCUAGUGGUGUCAAUAGCAAAUGUUAUAAAUGAAAAUCAUGAUAAUUUAAAUACUCUGGGAGAUUUAAUGAAAAGAGAAUAUAAUCAAGUUUCACAGUCUGUUUCUGAUGAGUGUUUGUUGGGUGUUUCUAUUCGGCGAGUUAAAUGUUUUUAUGAAUUGGUCAUACAAAAUUUUACUGAUAUUGAAUAUGUCAAUAAGUUUAAAAUGAAGCGAAGUACAGUUGAGGCACUGAUAACAUUUAUGAAAAGCUAUAUCAAACCGGGAAAUAUUCCACUUGAUAAAAAAGUGCAUGUGUUCCUUUGGUUCUUACUAAAUGAUUCCUCAUACAAUGAUAUUGGGAAAAUGUUUGGCUUGCAUAAAUCAUCAGUCAGUUAUAUUUUUAAUGAGAUUGCUUCUCUGCUAACUGAGAACAGAUAUCAUUUUAUUAGCUGGCCGUCAUCGGAGGAGCAACACAUAACUAGGAUUAAAGUAACCAGUAGAUUUAAAUUCCCCCAAUUGGUAGGAUUUAUAGAUGCUUGUAGAUUUAAAGUUGGACCACAAAGAAAUAGAAAAGAAAAACCAGAAAUGGUGUUAUUACAAGCUGUAUGUGAUGAAUCUCUGAUGUUUAUGGACAUUUAUAUAGGAGAAAAAGGAAAACUAAGGAAAAACAGGGUCUUCAAAGAGAGUCCGCUAUCACAUGAAUUAAAAAACUUUGUUGACUUUGAUAAUCACAUAUUAGGAGAUUCUGAUUAUCGUCUCAAAAUGAAUGUAAUAACUCCUUUUACUAGUGAAGAAUUACUGACAAGUGAAGAAAUGAAGUUUAAUGAAGUUCAUUGGAAAGCCCGCAGUUAUAUUGGCCGGGCGUUUGAGUUGUUGAAAGAGAGAUUCAGGAAACUUAAUCACAUAGAUGUUGUUAAAAUGGAAUCUGUGAAUUAUUUGAUUUCAGCAGCUUGUGUUCUGCAUAAUUUUAUUUUAAUGCAAGAAGGAUGUUCUGAUGUAAAAGAGGAAAUUGUGUUGUGUGAUGAUGGUGUUAGCAUAAAUACAGAUAUUGUUAAAACAGCAGAGGAGAAAAGACAGUUUUUGUGUAAUUAUAUUAAUUAUAUGGAUCUUGAGGAAUAAAUACUUGUAUAAAGUAUAGCAAACAUUUUUUUUUAAAUAAUUGUUAUUAGGGUAUAAGUAUACAUUGUUGUUUUAAUAGUUUACUGUAAAUAUAUACUGAAUAGUAUCCUUACUUUACAUGUAGUAGAUUAAGUAUAGUAUUCAGUCUCGGAUCUUGAAUUUUUUGGAGGCGGGGCAAAAUCUGGAUAAUGCUGCCCUAACCACCUAUAUCUUUAACUUUGUCAUCAUCAUCAUGAUCAUUUGGCGCUCCGCGGGAAAUAAUUUAUGUGUGUAAUGUUCUGGAUGUCUCAGUAGUCAAAGUUGCGUUAAUUAUGAGUUGUGUAUUUGUCUGCCAAGUUUGGAUUUGCCGCCCCUUGAAGUAAUGCAUGGCCGGGGCAUGGGCCCAGGCUUGCCCCUUAUUGAUCCGGGGCUGAUACUAUUCUAAUAUUCGGUGAGUGUAGAUAGAGCCUAAGGCGGCGCUAAGACUACGUUGCGAAGUGCGAAAA